UUUUUUUUUUUACAUAGAAUGUUUAGAUUUAACAUUGAUGAGUUCCCAAUGACUUUAAAAAAAAAUCAAUUCCACCGCUGGUCACAAGAAACAUCACUAUAGCGGCUUUUACUUUUACUGUAGAUGCAAUUUUUUUUAACACUAUACAGUUUUCACCAUACAGUUUUUAGGCAUAAAGGCUAUGAAAAGGUGUAGGCCUAAAUCAAAUCACUUUUCUUUCAUAGAGACAUCUACACUGUUAUUUUGGAGUGUAAUUGCUGCGGCUGCAGCAGCAGUUAAUCUUUGACCAAGCUGGUGACCAGCUGGUAAAGAUGAGUCUACCAGAGAUCAUCAACUUCAUAAUCUGGGAACCUGUGCACUCACUCCCUCAUGUGACAGUCACACUGCCAGAGACAAAGGUCACCCCGUAGUUCAUCCACUUCUGUCACAAGCAUUCAGGAUGCCAAAUACACCAGCCAGGUUUCUUCUCCUCGGUCUCUGUCUGUUCGGGGCAGCUGACGCCCUGUACAAGCAGUGGAUACCCGACACUAACUAUGAAAACAAGACCAACUGGGACAAAGGGUCCGUGCCCUGCGGUAACGACAUAGUGCAGUUCUCGGCUCAGAGGAAAGUGUCUGUGUAUGUGGAGACGGUCCACUCUGUCCAGGAGAUCCGGCUACCGGUGGACGGAGAGUUCAUCCUUCCCUCGGGGGGUGGCUUCACGGUCAGUAAUGGAGGGGACCCCGGUUGCGGGGCCGGCGUCACCGCCCAGUUCAAAGAUGCAGAGUCUCUGCAGUGGUUCGACCCGGCGCUGUGGCAGGCGGCAGAGUCUUCAGACGACCUGGAGAAAGGUCGCUUCCUGUUCUCGGUACACGAGGAGAGCGUACCCUGCCAGUAUGACAACGUGUUGUUCCGCGCUGGCUCCUCGUUCCGCGUGGACACCACCUCCAACCAGCCCAGCGUCCCUGUCCAGAGUGUGUCCGUUCUGGGGAAGAAGUUCAGCAGCAGCUCGGAGUUCACCCAUUAUCUGGGCUCACACUCUGGCCGGCUGCAGUUCCAUGGAACCUCAUCCCCCAGCGUCGGGGCUUCUGGCUGCAGUGAUGCCUCUGGCUGUGACUGUGGGAACUCUGCGAAUCACAACAGGAUCUGCGGCACUGUGACAUGCGCUCCUAUGAGCUGUAAGAAGCCACUGUACCCCAUAGGACACUGCUGUGACGUGUGCAGCGCCAUCGUCACCAUCCAGUAUUCCUCAGGCUUCAUCCUUGAGUCUUAUCGGAAUCGACUGCAGCACCUCUUCCUUGGUCUGCCCUCGUACCAGUCCAUUCAGCUAGGCAUGUCCAAGGUGCUCAAAUCUCAGUAUUUCCUCGGGGUGAUUCCACGUGCGGCUGCAGCUGAGAUCCAGAUCGUGCUCCUGGAUGGGGAGUCUGGUGCGGUGGCAGAGGCCCUGGCUCGGGACAUAUUGAAGGACGUACAAGCCCAAGGCUCAAACCUGGGCAUAACCGGGGCUGAGUUCCAGGCCUCUUCUGGGGCCACCAGUGGUGACGGGGCAGGGGACAACGCAGGAGUUGUGGUGGGAGCCGUGUUCGGCAUCCUGAUAGUAGUCAUUGGUCUCCCCCUCCUGGCUGUCCUCUUCCGCAGAGGCGUCAUAAAAAUGCCAACCAUGCCCACCAUCUCCAUCCCUUCUCUGAGCAGCUUAAGGAGAAGCCAGGAGGAGAUAGGGGACUUCACGGACCACGGCUUUGAAAACCCCAUCUUCGACAAGCCCACCAUGAUGCCCGAAGUACCAGGUAUCUAUGGGACUGAAGCCGCCAACUCUAUCUCCCUGACGCCGUCAGGUGUGCAUUUUGUUAAUCCUGCGUAUGAUGAGAACGAGACCUCAAUCGAUUUCUCUGCCUGAGACUGUGUCAUGGUAUCUGUAAAUAUUUUGUGCACAUUCUUAUGAGAAUAAUUUCUUUGGUUUCUUAGGUAAUGUAUCUAAAAUGUAAAAAUAAUAUGUUUCAUGCUUAAUUUCAUAUUAAGUAAUAGGUAUUUUAAAAAGUCAAGCAAUUCAUAUUUGUAAAUCAAUUCUAAAAAGAUUUGACAAAAGCUUUGUCACAUUGUUAAUAUGAUUUACAUUGGAUUGAACAUUGACACAACAAUGAAAGACAGCCCUUGAACUCAUCUUGGUAGUUAGUACUCAGCACAAUGUCAAAUAAACAUAGUAUGUUUUUGCAUAUGAAAGACCAAUCACAGUAGUUAGCAAGUCAGUCACAUGCUAACCUGUUCCAAUAAAAAGGGCAGUUAAAGGUUAUUACUCAA
Oncorhynchus kisutch (coho salmon) is the source of this 2277-nucleotide messenger RNA. RefSeq names its product protein amnionless-like. The record is from RefSeq and is a predicted model, not a curated record. Bases 440 to 1876 code for a protein of 478 amino acids. Gene Ontology annotation, cellular component: endocytic vesicle; apical plasma membrane. Lineage: Eukaryota; Metazoa; Chordata; Actinopteri; Salmoniformes; Salmonidae. The transcript has a single exon. Gene Ontology annotation, biological process: intracellular protein localization; receptor-mediated endocytosis.